Molecule: messenger RNA, 2828 nt
Organism: Mizuhopecten yessoensis (Yesso scallop)
Lineage: Eukaryota; Metazoa; Mollusca; Bivalvia; Pectinida; Pectinidae
Product: multiple epidermal growth factor-like domains protein 10
Exons: 16
Coding region: 59-2179 (706 amino acids)
Molecular function (GO): scavenger receptor activity
Source: RefSeq, a predicted model, not a curated record
AAAGCGCCCAGUUUUGUUUUGUACUCCACACUGUGCCUAACUUACUAGUUUAAUACACAUGGAACAAGCCAACCUAAAGAAUCAGUUGAAACUGGAUGCAUCGCCUGUGAAUCCAGACUUCCCUGUGUCCAGCACAACAGACGGAAAUUACGGUCCUUUAGCUCCAGGAAUUUGUAUGGCCUCCAUUGGGGCAAACACGGUCUGGUGGCGAGGGACUUUACCUUCUAAGGCAAGAAUACAGAAAAUCGACAUCGUGUUUGGAAAGCCUGAUCUUGCUGACGGCUUUGCCUUGUGGAUAUCAAACGAUACAGGUAUACCGUCUGGUGACAAAUGUUACGAGGAUGUGGACGUCGGCUUCCCGAACCUUACUCAAAACAUCACCUCGUGUAACAGAACCGGUCUGAGAGUGAUGAUAGUCAUCACAAGGACACCACCACAAAUUGAGCGUAUGGGCGUGUGUGAGGUGGAUAUUUACGGUUGUUUUACACAUAAAUAUGGUGACCAGUGUCAAUUCAAUUGUACCAACUGUAAACACGGAUGUGACCCUGACAAUGGAGUUUGUGAUUCAACACACUGUAAUGCUGGCUGGACUGGAACACGGUUUUGUAACCAAACUUGUUCAUCACUUACAUUUGGAGAGAACUGUCUUCAGGAAUGCCAUUGUAAGACGCCCGGAUGUAACGGAGAGACCGGACACUGUAACACAGCAGGAUGCCAGGCCGGUUACCAUGGGAGUAGUUGUAGUCAAGGGUGUGAUAGUUACAUAGAGUUACGGUUCUUGUCUACCUCACAUUUGUUCGAGAACUGCUCAUCCACAUGUAACUGUGAUACUCCUGGUUGUGACUUAGUAACAGGUCAUUGUAACGUACCCGGGUGUGUUGCCGGCUGGAAGGGGGAGUCAUGUAAUAUAACUUGUUUCGACGGAGUGUUCGGUAAGGGAUGUAACACUCUAUGUCACUGCGCUGUACCAGGAUGUGAUAAGGCAGAUGGUACUUGUACAAACAUAAAUGCAGGAUGUUUGGAUGGCUGGAAUGGUUCUUCCUGUAGCCAAGCAUGCGUUUCUCCCUAUUUUGGAAACAAGUGCACAUCACAAUGUCGAUGCAAAACAUUUGGUUGUAACCACGCCAAUGGGACAUGUACAAUACCUGGAUGUAUAUCUGGGUGGAAGGGAACGUCAUGCUCAACACAAUGCCCCACAAACAUGUUUGGAAAAGACUGUCUCCUCACGUGUCAUUGUAUGACACCCGGAUGUAGCCGCUUCAAUGGAACCUGUAUGUCAUCAGAUGGUUGUAGUGAUGGAUACAUCGGUAGCUCGUGCAGUACAAAAUGCAAAUCAGGACAUUUUGGUGCUAACUGUACGAAACAAUGUCGUUGUAAGGAUGCUGCAUGUAGUCAUGUGACAGGAAACUGCUCUUCAUCCGGAUGUCUGCCAGGCUGGAGGGGUGACACGUGUAGUAUGCAAUGCUCCGAAAACAAAUUUGGAGAAGACUGUCUCCUCACAUGUCAUUGUAACACACCCGGAUGUAGCCACUUCAAUGGAACAUGUUUGUCAUCAGAUGGUUGUAGUGAUGGAUACAUUGGUAGCUCGUGCAGUACAAAAUGCAAAUCAGGACAUUUUGGUGCUAACUGUACGAAACAAUGUCGCUGUAAGGAUGCUGCAUGUAGUCAUGUGACAGGAAACUGCUCUGCAUCCGGAUGUCUGCCAGGCUGGAGGGGUGACACGUGUAGCGAACAAUGCCAAGCUAGAUACCACGGUGCACAUUGUGAUAAAAUUUGUCCACACGACUGCAAUGACAACUUCUGUAUUCAGAUCAAUGGAUACUGUGCCGGUCUUACAGACACAGACAACAUUAAUACUGCUGCAGUCGGGAUAGGUGUUGGAUGUGGAAUGCUCAUUCUAGUUCUGGUCAUCUUAGUUAUUGUACAGACCAGGCGUCUCGCGAUGAAGCACAGAGACAACAAGGGACCUAUUCAGAUGUCCGACAUCUUACAACACGCCAAAAGACACGAGUUAAAGGCAGAUAUAGAUGGUCUUUAUGAAGUUGUAGACACUAAAAAUGGGAGGCAAAUUUCCAAAAGUGCCACAGCUGACGAAAAUUAUGAAAAACUUGAUUCCCUGACUAGGACCGUCCCUAACGUGUACGAUACCGUAGGGAUAGCUGUGGAUGCGGGAUCCUAAAUGCAGCGAGGAUCGAUUAUUUCUGUUACAGUAUUACUUGCUCAUUACUAACUGUUGUGUGUGUUUUUAGCUUAAGUGCGGGAUAACAUAUUGAACUGCUGAACCUUUUGCUAUGUCAUGUUCCUAUGACGAGUAUCUUACCAACUGAUUUGUUUUACUUCGUCAUCCAUUGUGAUUAUUUUGUCUAAAACAUACUUGAAAUAUGUUUCUUCGGAAUAUUUUCAUGUCCUGCAUACUGUUUAACCUGUAUUCAAAUAUUACGUUCGGAAAAUCAAUAUUGGUUUCCUCAACUAGAUUGUCUCCCUUGGUACAGGUUCACUUUAGAUGGAAAUAGCUGUACUGGUCUACAAUUAAAAGGAUAAAUGGCGGUGUAUGAAUAAAUAUUUUAGAACUGUAAACAAAUGAACUAGUUAUCGCAUCCACGAGAUAACAUUUACAUGUACCAUGUCAGGGAGAGGGCUUGUAUAGGUUUUGCCUGUUGCCCAAUUCCUUUUUUAAUCGGAUUGAUUUAAUAAAACCUGUUGAAAUGAAAAACAUUUGUAAUAUGUAUAGCUUUUUCGAAUAAGACACUUAAUGGUGAAUUAUACAUAUUUUGAAACAAACAUUUUGUGAUUAUAAAUCGGAAAUGAUAUCUUAAGCAAUAAAUUAU